AUGUCUGAGGGAGAGAGCAAGCAGGCCCCGGACACCGUGCAGGAGGCGAAGCCGGAGACCGCAGCCGCCGCCGGCGCUGCCGCUGCGCCCACCGGUCAGGUUUCAUCCGUGUCUCCCCCGGUGUCCAUGGUGACCCAGCCUCCUGCCACCGCCGCCACGGAGGACGAGGAAGAGGAGAGCGAGGAUGAGUCGGAGAUUUUGGAGGAGAGCCCGUGUGGUCGCUGGCAGAAACGCAGAGAAGAGGUAAAUCAGCGCAACGUCCCUGGGAUCGAUAACGCGUACCUGGCCAUGGACACAGAGGAAGGAGUGGAGGUGGUUUGGAAUGAAGUCAUGUUCUCAGAAAGGAAGAAUUUCAAGCUACAAGAGGAAAAGGUGAAAGGUUUUGACAAUUUGAUCCAGCUGGAGCAUUUGAACAUUGUGAAAUUCCACAAGUACUGGGCGGACGUGAAAGAGAACAGAGCGAGGGUGAUUUUCAUCACCGAAUACAUGUCCUCAGGAAGCCUCAAACAGUUUUUGAAAAAGACAAAGAAAAACCACAAGACCAUGAAUGAAAAGGCCUGGAAACGCUGGUGCACACAGAUCCUCUCUGCUCUCAGCUACCUGCACUCCUGUGAACCUCCCAUCAUUCACGGCAACCUGACGUGUGACACCAUCUUCAUCCAGCACAACGGCCUCAUCAAGAUUGGCUCAGUCGCUCCCGACACGAUCAAUAACCACGUGAAGACCUGUCGGGAGGAGCAGAAGAGCCUCCACUUCUUCGCUCCAGAAUACGGAGCUGUUGCCAAUGUUACCACAGCCGUGGAUAUCUAUUCCUUUGGAAUGUGCGCCUUAGAGAUGGCUGUGCUGGAAAUCCAGAGUAAUGGAGAUUCAUCGUAUGUGUCUCAAGAAGCCAUAAACAGUGCCAUUCAGUCCUUAGAGGACCCACUGCAGCGGGAGUUCAUCCAGAAGUGUCUGGAGAUGGAUCCCAGCAAACGCCCCACAGCCAGAGAGCUGCUGUUUCACCAGGCCUUGUUCGAGGUGCCCUUACUGAAGCUGCUGGCUGCGCACUGCAUCGUCAGCCACCAGCACAUGAUCCCAGAAAAUGCUUUAGAGGAAAUGACAAAAAACAUGGACCCCAACCUGGUGAUCGUCGAGGCGAAGGAGGGAGUUCAGAUGAAGCUGUCUCAGUUUCCCGCCCUGGAGCUGGAUAAAUUCCUGGAAGAUGUGAGGAACGGGAUCUACCCUCUGACUGCGUUUGGGAUCCCGUGUCCACAGCAGCCUCAGCAGGAGGCGGUAAAGUCGCCCAUCGUCCCCCCCUCAGUGAAAACCCCGACUCCUGAGCCUGCAGAGCUGGAGACCAGGAAGGUCCUUCAGAUGCAGUGCAAUAUCGAGCCCGUAGACGAAGGCACAAAGCAUCACUUGACCUUGCUGCUAAAACUCGAGGAUAAGCUCAACAGGCAUUUGAGCUGUGAUUUGUUACCAAAUGAGAACGUGCAGGAGCUGGCAGUGGAGCUGGUUCAGCUGGGGUUCAUCAGCGAGGGCGACCAGCCGCGACUGGCGUCGGUCCUCGAAGAGGCCUUCUCCAAGUUUUACAGCCGGAACGGCUCCCUCAACCCGGUGACGGUGUCCUCGUAGCGGAGGAGCCGCCAGGCCUUCUCUCAGCCCUCCCCGUCCUCCGCGGCGUGGACGAGCGUUCGCUCCGUCGCCGGAGUCGCAGGAAAUCACCGCGAGGACGGAGGAGGGAGCCUUGGUCUGCCUGCAGGUCCUGCAGCAGCCUGUCCUUGUAAACUACUGGCGGGAAAAGCUGCCACUAAGUGGCUGGCGCUUUCUAUUUCUUUAUUAUUAUUAUUUUUGUUUUCUCCCACCUAAUACAGCCAUCUGCUUCUCUUUUACAAGAGGAAAUCCUAGUUACAACUUGAUGGAAAACACCAAUGUUGUCACUCUUUGGCUUAUUUCUUUCGUCUGUGGAGAGAUGAGCAAAACGAAAUGGAUAACAGCAGUAUUUCCCUUGAGUCAGUGUUAAAAUUGUAUUUUAAACAUUUUUACUUCAAGCUGUUGAAUAGUUGUCUGUACGGAGGCGGCUGUGUGUCCCGGCAUACUGAAGCGUGUGUGUGUGUGUUCUGGUGUCGUAAGGUAAAGUCUGGUCGUCCGGCCUUUCAGAAGUUUCUCGAGUGGAGCCAUCUUUCUGUGAAGACACGAGACGGCGUGUCAAUUCGCGCGCAUCGUAGUCAGGAAAUAUGCAGCUGCGACACCAUCUGAUGAGCGACAGAUGAAAUAUAAGAAGAAGAAGAAGGAAAAAAAAUCUAUUUGUGUAUCUUUUCCUCGGUGUGUCAUGUUCUUCACUUCCAGCACUAAAGCCAGUCGGUGGUUGCUUUGAAUGUAUGUUUCUACCUGCUCCUUUCGCUCUUGUUUUCCAUGCAGUGUGGCGGUGUCGUCUGAAUACGAAUCAACUGAACACCAGGCAGUUCUCGCAAAUUGGGUUUAGAGGGGAAAAAAAAAAAAAGUUGCAUUUUAAGCACAACAAUGAAUUUCUAUUACAUGCCAAAAAGCUAAUUUAAAUUCGAUUCGGCCAUCGUCCAUCACCAUUGAUUUGUUUUCCGUUCGACGCCCCCCCCCCCCCCCUUGCCGUUUCUGAUAUAUUCAUUCUUUGGCUCUGACCACCUAUUUUACAUUUUACCUGUUAACUGUUUGAGGAUCUCUCUGCUAGUUUGCACAUCUGUACACUUCUGUACCCUGUUGGAAACGUCUCCUGGCCUCUGGCUCCGUGCACAUCGACAGGAUCUAAUUUAGGAAAGGCGUCAUCGGAAAGCUUGGCCGGCGGCGGAGCCUCGUCUCCUCUGAGCCGCGACCGCCUUCCUGACACGGUGUGUGUAGAUACGGCGAGAUACAAGCGUGCGGCCGCAGCUUGACAUGCUUGUAACCAUCUUGUACACUGUAUGCUGGACACUGUUCUCUGUUUCUGCAAUGCAUUUAUCCUCUUUUUUUUUUCACUUCCUGAAAUUAAAAAAAAAAAAAAAGUACACUAUCAA
This is a messenger RNA of Salarias fasciatus (jewelled blenny), 3008 nucleotides long. It is a transcript of the gene nrbp1, whose product is annotated as nuclear receptor binding protein 1. Lineage: Eukaryota; Metazoa; Chordata; Actinopteri; Blenniiformes; Blenniidae. Gene Ontology annotation, molecular function: ATP binding; protein kinase activity. Gene Ontology annotation, biological process: protein phosphorylation. The record is from RefSeq and is a predicted model, not a curated record.